Messenger RNA from Brassica rapa (field mustard), 735 nucleotides. RefSeq names its product FCS-Like Zinc finger 3. The record is from RefSeq and is a predicted model, not a curated record. NCBI's taxonomy places the organism in Eukaryota, Viridiplantae, Streptophyta, Magnoliopsida, Brassicales, Brassicaceae.
CGAUUCACUAAAGUCAAGCAGAGAAAGUCCGAGCUCGGCUUUAUAUAUUCACACCAAAUCAAUCACCUUCCUCCUCCUUCCUCCUCCUCUUCCUUUUCCUCUCUGAGCUGAAUCUUAACUCCAAAAGCUUUCUUCUUUUUAAAUAUUAGUAUUAGCAAUGGCAUCGCAUUACAACAGCUUCUUCGGCAGUGAAGAGCCACACUUUCUCGAAUCUUGCUCUCUUUGCCGUAAACACAUUGGUCUUAACUCCGACAUCUUCAUGUACAGAGGAGACAAGGCGUUUUGUAGCAAAGAGUGUAGAGAGGAACAGAUCGAGUCCGAUGAAGCCAAGGAGAGAAGCUGGAGACUCUCCGCAAGAUCUCUCCGUAAAAAAUCUUCCGAAGCAGCUAAAGAAUCAGCCGCCGGAAAAACCGUACGGACAGGAACUCUCGUGGUGGCGUAGUAGACGUGUUUUUAUUACAUAAGAAGAUCAAAAGCAGAUAGUUUUUUUUUCUAUGUAUGCAAUGUUUUGCUCUGUUUCUAUCUUAUCUUUGUUCCGAUGUCGGAAUCUGAGAAAGUGUAGAUCUGGUUUUUAUGUAAAUGAAUGUGGAGUUUGGGAGAUAGAGAGAGAUUGGGCUGUGUUUGAUAGUUUUUUUUUGUUCUCUGGGGGGUUUAAAUUUUGUUCGAUGUUCCAAGUUCCGACAAGAAAUGUUCCAAUUCCGACAAUAAACAGAGCAUACUAUGUUCUAAAUUCAA